Messenger RNA from Fusarium subglutinans, 639 nucleotides. RefSeq lists its product as uncharacterized. The coding region runs from base 1 to 639 and encodes 212 amino acids. NCBI's taxonomy places the organism in Eukaryota, Fungi, Ascomycota, Sordariomycetes, Hypocreales, Nectriaceae. The transcript has 2 exons. The record is from RefSeq and is a predicted model, not a curated record.
AUGACCUCUUCCGGAGAUCGCUACGCCAGAGAUGCGAGUGUGUCCCCGUCUAGGGGCGAGAAUACAACCCCGAACCAUGCAAGGCAAGCGCCGCAACCACAGCGCCAGACUACUGCACCCCAGGAUGCCAGGCUGCACCAACACAUGUCCCAAAACCAACACUCUGGAACAACCUACUAUCCUCCUCAGGACCGAUCGUAUCAACAAACAGCCUCAAGUCAAGGCACACUGAGCUAUACCUAUGCUCCAUCAAAUCAGCCCGCCUACCAGGGAAGUCGUAUUACCCAGGGAUCCAACGAUACUCCUGGUGGUCAAUACCAAGUAAAUUUGCCAGGGGUCCAGCACUCUAUGGAUGACCCUCGACAAAGAACAACCAACUUCGUGAACGGCCAGCAAGUUCGAAUCGAAUCGUCUCCUGACGAAGCCGAACAGAACGGUAUCAGACGUGGUACCAACACUAUCUCAAAAUUUGACAGCCAGUUUACGAGGGCUGCCGGUACCAGCACUUCGGCCAGUGAGACUCAGAGGGAUGAGCGAUAUCCUCAACACACUCGUCAAAGUUAUCCUGGCUAUUCUGGCUAUCCCAGAACCAUCGACUAUCGCGACCAAAAUGACAGCUCUUCACAAGCACAGCGGUGA